AUGCUUCUAGGUCAUACUAAGGCACAUGAUGCUGACAUCUCUCUAAAAACACGUGGAGUUCUAAAACUUUGCAUGUAUGAAUCACGUUGUCCACAUGUAACACAAUUGGAUAAUUUACCAAAUGAUUUGAUAAUAGAAAUUUUCGAUUAUUUACAGCCUUGUCGUGUUGUUUAUGCUUUCUUCGAUUUGAAUGAACGAUACGAUAGAUUAUUAACUGAAUACAAGCGUGAAAUUGAUUUAACUGAAUUAACAUUUGAUUUAUUUAAUUUUUAUUGUGAAACUUUCAUACCAGCAGUUAGUGGAAAUCUUCGAUGUUUAAAAAUUGGACAUACAAACCGAACUGAACAAACUUAUUUAUUUGCAGAGAAAAUUUUUCGAACAGAACAUCCGAUAUUUUCAAAUUUGAAAUCACUUUAUUUGUACAAUAUCACUGAAAGUGAACUUGAAUUAUGUUCAAAUGUAUUAUUUAAAUAUCUGGAACAUUUAACAAUUAAAAUGGAAACAAACACAUGUUUUUCAUUCGACUUGAUCUUUUCAACACUAAAUAGAUACGCUGAAAAUUUUUCAACUUUUAAUCCGCAUUAUCCAAAGCAACAUUUGAACAGUAUUGAAGAAUGA
Molecule: messenger RNA, 618 nt
Organism: Didymodactylos carnosus
Lineage: Eukaryota; Metazoa; Rotifera; Eurotatoria; Philodinida; Philodinidae
Source: the annotation of a GenBank genome assembly